AUGCCUUUUUACAACAAAGAUUUAGCGUGUGUAAGGGCGAAAGACCACUGCUCAAGGUGGCAUCGAGCAUUCACUGAUAAGGAAAGUUUGAUACGACAUUUAAAACACAACUCAAAACACUUUGUUCCCGAUGUACCCGAAAGUUGCAUUCACUGUGGAAGAUCCUUCUCAUGUACAGAAGCUUUAAUCCAGCAUCUAAACACUAACCGACAUCAUCUAAGAGAUCUGCAUCACGCCGCGUGUACUGGUAAAUUUCAAGUCGUUGAUAGCCUCAUGAGAAAUGAGUACGCCAACGAACCGGGAGAUUCCCAUCGACCUUGUUCGAAAUCCCAGGUGGGAUUCACGCCGAUGCACUGUGCCGCCUUCGGUGGUCACUACGAAUGCCUGAAGAUUAUGCUCAGUUGGUCAGAUGGGGAGCCAAAUGUUCCUGAUCCUAAGGAUGGUAGAACACCUGUCCAUCUUGCUGCUUGGAAGGGACAUGCCAAUUGCCUCAAGUUGCUACUCAUGAAUGGAGGCGACUUGCAUCGAGUUGACCAAAAUGGAGAUACUCCGUUAUCCUUGGCAUCCGAUCAUCAGGGCUGUUUGUCCAUAAUAUUAUUCCACCUUGCCGGUGAGUGGUGCACAUCCGAGCACUUAAUUAUAUGCUUAUUUUUCGUUAACUUCACUCUCUAAAUUCGUUAUCUGAUACAUCAUUUAUUUUCAGUAUCAUGACUUUAAAAUAUUUUUUCAAAUAAACCUGGGAUCUCAAAGUGAUCACCUUAAUAUAUCUAUCUCAAAACCUAAAAUUGUUGUCAUUCGUAGGUCAACGAACUAUGCGCCGGGCAACAGCUGAUUUUCAUUCACGACAGAAAUAUUUCCAAGCAAUUGAACAUGUAUUGAACAGACUUCAUCACCAAAAUAGUUUUCAGCAGCAGUUCAAUAUACUUCGUGUAGAGGAGGUCAUUGCAGACUGCGAGGGCAGUGAAAGAAGCCAUACUGGAAAUCAAGUGCAACCGUUUCAAUUAAACAGCAAAAUUGAAGGUAUUAAGUGAAAUUGUGUACACGUCUAUGAUGUUGUGGUGUGGUGUAUAACUACAGUUCCAGUCCACUUCCGUAAUCAGAUAUUUAUUAUGUGUAAUUAAUUGUUUUUACGGUUGGCCUGUAUUCAGUCAGUGAUAUUAGAGGUGAUUUUAUUGUUUCAAAAAGUGAACAGAACGUGAUACUUCUCGCAAGUAUAUGAUUAGGGGUGCAACGACCGUGGUGAAUAUAAGUCAGAGUAGAGCUUCCUAAGCCUCACUUUUGUUGAAUAUGGUAACGAAAAGCCACUUGAAGUGCUGUCGGAAAUCCUCAAGCUUCAUGAACCCUCGUCUUAAGCAUGGUACUUGAUAUUUUCUUUAUGUCUCAGUCAUUUCGGUAGGUAAACGCUGGACUCAAGUUAGCCACAUCCAGACACAUGAGUGAUCAUCGUUCGGAACCUACGUAGAUAAUAUUACCGAUCCAUUUAUCCAGCUAAGAGAGGAUAAAGCUCUCUGAUUCAACGUAAAAGGAAAAACAAAUUCUGCUCUUACCAAGUUGUUUUUUUUUUGUCUCGAAUCAGAACUGUGCAGUAAACCAUAUGAAGUUCUUGCCAGGGGAAAAGAAACAUUAGAAAUCUUCAACCAAGCCCUUCAUAAAGGCAAAGCGAAGGUGGCUCGACUCCAGCUCACAGUUAUUGGAGAUGUUGGGGUGGGAAAGACAAGCCUUGUUCGAAAUCUCAGAGGAGAGGAUUUUGUGGAAGAAAGAAUCGAGACCCGUGGAAUCGAUACGUCAAUGGUUGAGGUGACAGAACUUGAUGAUUCUUGGCAUGUAACAGACCUGAACAAUUCUUUUGUAGAUGAAAUUUUAACAGAUAGAAUUUGUGAAGGGUUCAAAAAUUCCAAUGAGGCAAAAGGGGGUUCAGCUGUGUAUCAAUCGAGUUUUUCAGAUCCAGGACCCUCGUUGCCAAGUCAGAAGAGACGCCAUCCACCUUCCAGAAGGCGACUUCCAAGCAUCGAAUGUGGUCCUGCACACCAAGAGGGUGAUACCAGCUCUGAUGAUGCUGAUGACCAAACAAGCCUGGUCCCCUUCACGAGAUCUAGAAGUGCGCAGACACCAACGAGAGAAAUACCGGUAGACCUAAUUACAAGGAAACUGAGAGAAGCUUCGCUGGAACUCAAAGAAAGAAAAUACAUCAAAUUAAGUAUUUGGGAUUUUGCAGGCCAUCCCUUGUACCAAGCCAUGCAUCACGUGUUUUUGAACAGACGCUCCUUCUACCUUGUCGUGACGAAUCUUACUCAACUGUGUGAUCCUAAGAGUAAAGACCAAGCUUUAAAACAGCUUCAUUUCUGGCUCAACUCUGUCCGUGUCCACACUCCUCAGACCACACCAGUGUUCCUGGUGGGAACGCAUCGCAAUGAUGUCAGCGAGCAAGACAUAACUAACGCGGAGCAACUUCUAUAUGAUGAAUUUGCUGCGACCUUUGCCCAACAAUUGGUCAAAAACCAAGAGAAGAAUUUUUUAUUCUCAGUAGAAAACACUCUUGGUAGAGAAGACGAGGGAGCUUUGCUAUUAAAGAAUACAAUCGAAGAAGAAGCCUCCCGCCUUAAGCUGAUGGAAGAGGAAUUGCCUGUCUUGUGGCUGCACUUUGAAGAAGAAAUUCUCAAGUGUAGGGAGAAGUCAGACUGCCCAGCCUGUGUAACUAAGGCUUUCCUCAAGAAAAUGCUAGUAGAAAGCAACUUUGAAGUCUCGGAUGAAACAUUUGAAAGUAUGCUGCGCUUUUAUCACGACAGUGGCGUGAUAAUCCUGCCAGGUAGGGGCUGACUGAAAAAAUAUCUUUGCUUACAAUAGCUGAGCAGUUCAGUGAUAACGAAAACAAGUAAGCGUGAUAAUAAAUUACACGUUUGAAGUAAGUCCCUUACCACGACAGCCCUUCGCUGAUCGUUGGUUUCUAAGGUGUCUAAGAAAAUAAGCUAAUGGAAGCGUUACUAACGAGACCUUCCCCAAAAUUCGAUGUUAGUCCAUUGCUGUUUUUCAUACCAUACUUUUUUAAGUUUACAUUUGCAAUUUGAAGUGGUUGAAGUAUUUGGGAAUAGCCAAGGUAUAAAGUAGCAAGUGCUUAGUGAAAAAGAGAACAUAUCUGAAGAACAUUACCAAAUUACCCCAAGGAAAUUUUUUUUUCAGGAGAGUUAAUCGGACCUGAGACGCAGAACAUUGAGAUAGGCAAUCUGGUAGUGAUAAAUCCCCAGUACCUGGUUGAUGUAAUGACCUGUCUUCAUGAUAUAGCAAAUCAUUUGGAUGUCGAUCGAGAGCAUCGCCCUCAGUGGCAAAAGCUGCAAAACCAGGGCAUGGCAGACAUAGAGCUUUUGCUUCAUGUUUGGAAAAAUUUUGAUGGCCCGGCCUCCGACCUAGUAGCCAUCUUGGAGGUCUGUGGUAUGCUGUGCCCUGUUUCAGCUUCAGCAAGAGUAGAAGAUCCCGAAGACCGCCGUGAGCACGUUGAGGGCGAGGACGUAAACACAGGGACAAGGGAGUUCAUCGUCCCCUUCCACCUCAAAGAGAAAACUCUGAAAAGAAAGUGGGAGAGGCUUUGUCUCAGAACCUGGCAGGCCAUUUGCAAUACGGAUAAAGUUCUGAUGUUUGAUUUUCUUGGUUUUCUCCCCCCUGCCCUUUUCCAGUACUUCAUCGUUCGCACAGCUGCAAAGAGUAAGAGCAGCAGUGGCAUGAGGCCAAUCAUAGCAAAGGAGAUGGCCAUCUUCUCGUUUGGUGACAGCUUCUUCUUCCUUGCGGAGACCUGCCCAAAGUUCAACCAGAUUAAAAUCAGUGCAAGGCAUGUUGAGUUACUUUACACCUGAAGUUCUGUGUACCCCGUCAAUCAGUGUAUUUCAUUUCCUGUUUAAUGCCUUUGCUUAAAAGAAAAAUGGAAAUAUGGUCCGUUGAUUUUUCAAUGCUUUAGUGGCUGUAAGUGAAUUUUCUGUUAAUGGAACGAGAAAUAUGCCUCUUGCUCUAUGCACUGAUAGCUUGUAAUUUCAUAGUAUCUCUCUUGGUCGCUUUUGUGCCUUGAUUACUGACUCUUCCACCAAACUUUUGCACUCUUUACUGCUGCCUGUUCUGGCCAUUACCACGUUUUCGCUGCACAAUGAAUAGAAUGAAAUGAAAAUAAGAAAAAUAACGACGGUUUUCUUUUUCACUCAUUAGGUACAAGAAUGGAAAGAAGUUACAUGAAUUGUUCAACAUGCUAAUGACAAUAAUGUCAGAAAUUUGUCAACACCAGUUUAGGUUCCUUAAGUUUGGUUUUGGCCCACUCUGUCCCAACAAACGUUGCCCAGGUACCUCUUUCGAUGGCAAGGUUGUCAAAACAGACUGGUCCUCUGAUGAGAGCGAUGUUGAAUUGGAUGGAAACUCCACCUGCGAUGAGGCAGAUGACAGUCUAGUCUCAGGGGAAAUUCGUCCUCACGUAAUCUGCAUUGACCCUGCAGUGUCGUCUCGCCCUUUGUGGUGUAACAGCACAUCAGUCCAUGAGUUUGAAGAAAUCAAGGAAUGGCUUGUAAAGGUGACGACAUAUUGAAUAUUUAACAAUUGCUUAUGACCCUUUCUUUAAUAUAGCCAAAAAUGCACCUAGGGGGCGGGGUUGUAAGUUCGGUAUGACCACUUGCUAGACAUUAGCCCUAAUUAAAUAGACGAGUCGACCGACUGAUGUAUGGCCUGUCGGGUUUGAAUAACAAACCCUGUCCGUGUAGACUUAACAUACAGGUGGAAGUACAUUAAUCAUUAUCGUUUGAUGAAUUUUUCAAAAAAGGGGAAAAUAACUAACUGGACUAUAGUAUCUUUAUUAAAGGUAGUUUUUUGGCGUGUGUAGACUGUAGAGAGGUUAGACAUCUACUUGUAGUUAGCUUUGAUGAAUUAUACUUGCGUACCAACGAUUUGGUAACGGCUUACAUUAUUUGCAGCCAGCUCAUCUACGAAUAUAAACCUGCUUUAAACUCUAACCUAAACAGCCUAAACUCGUUUUCUUUUUAUCCUUCCAGCCCCAAGAUACUGUAUGCAAAGUCCCCGAAGCUUCUCCCUGUUAUUCAAGUGAGUAAAUUGCCAAUUAGACUACCGUAAAUGUUAUUCAAAACCCUGAGACCAAAAUUGCCCCUAAUUAGACUACCGAUAAUUUAUCCAUUCAAUACCCUGCGCCUGCCUUAUAAUUAUUUCCUUUCAGACCAAUGUUAAAAAUUUUAUCUGGGACCUGAAAGAUACUUCUGAACGACGGCGGUUAAAUUUAUGAGAAAAAUGGCGGCAAAAUAGCCUGGAAAACGGCGAAAACGCCGCCACCUUCGGGGAAAACAAAUUAAAAAUAGAUUGAGGACGGGCGGUGGGUUGGAGUGCUCGCCCCUUCGACGAAUUAAGAUUGAGCAGGUUGGGUUGAGUGCUGACCGGACGAGAGGAUAAAGUAAUGCUUUCGUGUUUUAAUUCCAUAAGUCGUGAAGUUUUGCUUGAUUGAUACCUUAACGAUCUUUAAUUGGAAGAAAAAUUUGUGCUGCCGGCUAUUACUCCAGUUUCUCUAAAAAAAAAAUUUCCGAAUUUCUUCGAGGGAAACUUUUUCGCUUUCCGUUGUGAUCGGAGUUCAGUUUAUCAAAAUAUUUGUUGCCAGACUUUUUCGAUCUUUCCGUUGUUCUAGAUCUUGUUUUUUUUCAAAACGAUGUGAUACCGCUCCAUCGCUGAACUGAAAGUUAUAGAACAAAAUAAAAUUAUAAAACGUUAAUAAAUGAACCAUGGCGUCUUGUUCAAGAUCUCAAUUUUCUCCACACAUGUUCAAGUUUAUUACAAGCCUAGAUUUUUUUUUUUCGUCAACAAUUUUUUUAUUCGACUUUAUAUACUUUAUAAACUCAAACACUAUCCUAAAGCGAGAACGUUGUUUCCCGUUGUUGAAAUUUUUUAUGUUUGUCAAGCAGUUAUAGUGUUAUGUCCCUAUUUGUUAUCUGUCGAACGUCUCAGCACUUUCAUUCUCAGUUGCCGCCAAAACACUGAACCCAAAAGGCUUGAUAGCAAAAAAAUAAGAGGCAAUCUUGAGAGAACACCUCACUAAAAACACUUAAAUGUGUCUCAUUAAGUAAAACGGAUCGAAAAUCCUGUACGAAAAGCAAUUUCUGCACUGAAAACAAGAAAACCAACUCACCGUUUUACGAGGCGGCCAAACUUCUAGUUUUCACCUUCGCGACUUCAGGUUGACGUUGUGGCAUUAUGCUAAUUAGUUACAAGAAUUGAACAUUUCACUUCCGGUUGACGUCCUCCUCGGCCGCGUCCAGAGUAUCUUAAGGUCCGUAAUGAUUUAAUAAGCGGCGGGGCUCUAAUUUGGGUAUUUGCAAAUUAACGCCCCACCUUUGUUACGGUACUUGAUAAAGAGAUAUCAAAACCAUAUCGCUUGAGAAAUAAGACCUCGACCAACUCGUGAGGGAAACUCUUGAAACCGGGUUCAUGUAACAGUUCGAGUUGUUCAUAUUUUAUAUUAAAUUUGAAAAAGAGAAACUAAAUGAAUUAAGUAAUGGUCCAGAUAAGAAGGAAAGGACCAAAACGCAGUGAACACGUCGGAAUGCAAAAAGGUUAACUAUUGUCUCUACUAAGGUUCUGAUUGGUUUAAACAUCAAAUUUUACGAAAUCUUCGCAAAAGACCAAAUCAACUUCCUUAUAACAAAAUCUCGGGUCAUGAAAUCGAUGUGCUCUGGGAACAUUUCUUGGCCAUUGUUUGCAACUCUUGUGAUUGAAAAUGUUUUAACAAAAAAAUACCCCCUUAAAAAGUUUAAAUACAUUUUCUUUCGAGACUUUUUGUAAAUGAAUUAAAAAAUAAAACAAGAAGAAAAACAAUAGAAAUUGCACCUGGAAAAAUAGCAAAAAGAAAACACACAAAAAAGACACCUCGACCUGUCUUUGUAGUAGACUGAAGUAAGGCACAAUUUAUACGUCAACGGAGGGUGCCAGUCUGUCCGUCAAACCAUUGUAGCAAACCGCGGUAAAAAAAAACACUCAUUACCCUGCGAACAGAUGUUUUUAUUUCUUGCAUGGCUGUUAGCGUUUACGAAGUUGUUCGCGUCGCUCAUCAGUCGCGUUUAAGUAAGACAACCUUAAAGCAAGGGGCACACAUUCAACAACCCACACCCUGGCCAGUACCUCACGUAUGCGCACAGCUAUAUCACCCGGGCAUUAGUAGUCGGUUUGUUUUACACGCCCCGGGGUCAACAGCCAAAUCGAGUUCUCAAACAGCUACACUUGCAGCACUAUUUCAACAGUCAUAAAUUACCUCAAGAGAAUUGGGGGGUGAUAUAACUUAACUUCGUUUGGGAAAACAGCGCUUUUGAGAAGAGGUAAACGAGGACUCUAAGAAGGAGGAUGGGGGUUCUUCUGAAAUUUUUGUAGGUAGUAUAUUCCACUUUGAUAAACUGUCGAAUUAAAAACGAAUAUUUUAUUUUCGAUUAAAACAGAACAAGUUAACCAAUGCUGUCAGGCUUUAGUUGCCAAGCUAAUGGGUAGCAAAUGGAGGUGGCUUGGUAGGUCUCUAGGCGUCGAAGAGACAGUCAUUGAGAACAUUAAGACGGAGAACGACUCACAGGAAGAGUGUGCCUUUCAAGUCCUGCGAAGUUGGCAGCUUUCAAAGGGAUCCAAAGCUACUGUUCAUCUGCUGAUGAAGGCUAUUGAGGAAAAUGGUAACGUGAAAGCCAUGGAAGCCUUUGAUCGCCACCUGGGUGAGCUUCAUGAAGAGGAAACAACUCAAGAUAGUCCCUGCAGAUAA
Porites lobata is the source of this 7762-nucleotide messenger RNA. NCBI's taxonomy places the organism in Eukaryota, Metazoa, Cnidaria, Anthozoa, Scleractinia, Poritidae. The record is from the annotation of a GenBank genome assembly.